Molecule: messenger RNA, 1505 nt
Organism: Rubroshorea leprosula
Lineage: Eukaryota; Viridiplantae; Streptophyta; Magnoliopsida; Malvales; Dipterocarpaceae
Source: the annotation of a GenBank genome assembly
UGCUCUUCUUUCUUCCCGCUGCAGCCCGAACAAAAAAAAAAAGGGGAACCCGGCCAUGCCUUGGAAAACCGGUAAGGAGGCUUGUUUUUCCCUUCUUUUCUUGUCCAAAAACCAGAUUUGAACCCAGAAAUUCUUUCCCCCUGCUGGAAAAUCCGGAUCUGCUCUGCUCCUCCUCUUCACCGCCGGCUGCUCCUGCUUUGUGGGGUGUGUUUUGCUCCCGUUUUUGGUAAGAAAUAGCCAUGAAUCUCCCUUCUCCAGCUUUAAUUGCCUUGGGUUUACUCUAAUUUUGUGUUGUUCCUUCAAUUUUUGGGUGGAUUUCCCGUGAGCUUCUUCUCCAAAUUCCCGCCGGCAACUUCCCCAACUGCAGCUCCGGUUUUAGCUGGAGAAUUCUGGUAUGUGGCAGCCCUCCAAGCCCUCGAAUUUGUCCAUUUAUUUGCUUUUAAUUGCUGCCCUAUUGUGUGUCCGAAUUGUGCUGGAAAAAUGGGGGAAUUCCGGUAGCUUUAGGAUAAAGUUUAAGCAUUAAUUCAAGUGAAAUUUAGGUGAUUGAGUGUUAAUUGAUUGCUGUGUGAUUUUUGAAGAAAAUCCCGUGAAAUUAGCUAGUGGUUUGGGCAAUUUUUUUGAAGUUGGAGUUACUGUUCACCGGUACUGUUCACAGAUUACUGUUCACACACCGAGGGUAAACAAUUAACGGAGAUUUAAAUGUUUAGUUUGCGAUAUAAGAACGAAUUUGGAGAUAUUGAUAAUGUGGAGACUGAUAAAAGUAGCAUCGUGAUUAGAAGUAGUCCUAAUGAUGGUUUCACUUUAAAUUUGUGAUAGUAUAGAAUUAAUCCUUAAAUAUUUUGAUUAGGUUCUUGAUCAUUCUGUCAAUUUAGCACUGGGAUUGAGUUCUCGGUUUUAUGUGAGUGAUGUAAGUAAAUUUAUGGUAAUGCUCGUAUAGUUUUAAAAACAUGUUUUGAUUUGUUUUUAAAGUGGUGGUGGGACUAAACCCGUUUUACACGAGCAUGACUGAUUUGAAGUCAAAUUUUUAUGCUUUUCAUAAAUUGAGCAUGCCUACUUGAAAGUUUAAUGGACUGUCCUGAUGAUUUGAAAGUGAUUGUGAAUUAUGAUUUUUCUGUUAACUUCUACCGUUUUGUCUCCGACUUGGUUAUGUUAUUGAUAAUCCUGCUAGUGAUGGUCAAACGCUAGCACAUGUCGACAUGUUAUUGAUAGAACCGGUUCGUUCAACCUUGCUAGUGGGGGUUAUACACCAGCAAAUACUGUAGCCUGUCAGUGGGAGGCUUAUAACACUGGUCAUGACCUAUAGAGGAGACGUUUAUUUCGUUCCCGUACUGUAUCUGUUUUUCAUGAUUGCACUUGUUGGCAUGCUAUAAGUUUAAUAAGGGCACUUCAUAUUUACUUACUGAGUUUAUCUCAUAGUUUUUCCUUGUCCACCAUUUCAUGAAGCGAAACCGAGAAUGGGGAAACCACGGGAAGUAAUGAGUUAGAAGGCUAGCCAUUUCAAGAUU